UCCCGAUAGACUUUUUGGUUGAUUGACGUUCACCAUGGCCAACGCUGACGCCGGCGCUGGCCUCCCCAAUACCCUCCUUGAGCAUUCACGUACAAGUAAUCGCAACACACCGCCAUCAAGACCACGAACAGCAGUGGCGGACAUCCUUGCAGGGAAAACCUUUUCCGCAUUCCAGAAGAUUAAGAAGGAGCCAGUGAGUCCGAAGGGUCUCCGCAGGCCGGAAUAUGCUCCAACCAGUCAACCUGAUGUGAUGCCUCCACCGUUGGCCCUUCCUCUGGCCUCUCCUCCACCUCCAGUAGCUGCUACACCCCCGAAGAUUGUUGCAGACGAGACUGCACGGUUGGCGCAGCUCAAGCUUGCUAAAGGUGCAGUGCGUGAUUUGGUUAAGUGGGGUAUCUCGUUCGAGCAAAUCUGUGCCCAAGGUAUCCGUGCAGAUAUUGUAACAGAGAUAUUUAAGGAGUUGGGCAUUCCCACCGGCAAGACACUGGCGCCAGAAGUGACAUCAUUAUCAACCAGUGAUCUGUUGCAGAUCGAUGAACCAAGCAUGACUUCUUCGACCAACACUGCUUCGAAUUCACCAGUACCAGCAAAAGGAUCUCCGGCGACCCCGGCCUCGCCAGUAGACGUGCAACGUAGACGGAAGAGGCCAGUUGCAGCUGAUUUUGAUUCGCCUGUUGUUCCCGAAGCGCAACGCCGUUGCUUUGGUGCGGAACGGCACCCGCCCGUGCUGAUUGAUUUCUCUGACGACGAAGAUCAUGUAUCGCAGUCAAGGACCGCAACGCUUCAAGCGGCAAAGAGUACCCUGGCGACAGUACAGAGUGACCAAGGCAAUGGCAACGCUGCGUCUGAUGAGCUGAGACGGAAGGAAGAGGAGAUCAAGAAAAUGAUGGAGCAGAUCGCGCGUAUGGAGGCGAACAAGAAGAAGACGGCUUCUACGACCUUGCCAGAGAGUGAAGCAAACGCUUUGAGGGUCAUCAGGGACGCAACCAAGGACAUCGACCAAGAACGCUUGCAGAGGCUCGAAGCCGAGGUGGAAGCUGGAGUUAAAAGGCGUGACGAAAUGGCUGUCAAACGUGAAGGCCUGAAGACCGACGUCGACCGUCUGGCAACGACCUGUUCCGCGAACGAAGAGCGUCUGAAAGAUGUCACCUCCCGCCUCGACGAAGCACGCCGGCUCGUGCUCAAAAUGGACGAUGAACGCAUCGUGCUCCAAAAAACCCUCGACGAACAACGCGCUGCCCUAACCACAUUCCAGAAGACCUUCGACGAAUACGCAUCAACCCAUGAAGCCGUCGAGAAUGACUUGAUCACUAAACGAGAGGAAAUUCAAAAGUUGAGAGAAAAGUUGCCAAGACGUGAAGUUGAAGAUGUAAACCUCUCGCGCCUUUCUCUUCCUCCCCCUCCUACAGAGGACGUCCUGAGUCCACGUACAACAAUGGCGAGGUUAGUGAGGCGACCGAGCCUUACUAACCCUUCCCCUUCUCUUACGCAUGUAAGAGUGAUCAAGCCACCCGAAUCACCUACUGAGUCAGUUGCGACGAACGUCACAGAUACGAGUGUGAUCUCCGCCUACGUACCUCCGCCAGCCCUCCCACAGAAACCCAAAGGACCUCCGGCAAGGCCUGCGGGGUUGAUCCAGUCAUACGUCCCGCCGGUUCCUCUGGCUGGGAAGAAUGGUCAGAAGCAACAGCAACCGAAGCGGAAAGGUCCCGUGAUGGUUUUUCGCGAAGAAGUCAUGGAGUCGACAAAAGAAGACAGCGUUGUGGAUGAGGCGGAAGAGAUGAGUGUGAUUUCGUCGGAUGAGUCUGGUGAGAUACAGGAGUCCAAUGAGUCUGUUGAAGUUGAGGAAUCUGAGGAGGAUGAGGAUGAUGAGUCUGAAGAUAGCUCGGAAGAGGAGUUUUCGGAGUCUGAGGAUGAGAGUGACGGUUCUUCUAGCGAAAGUGAAGAGCUGAAAUUGAUUGAUGGAGCGGAAACGGCGACGGACGGCAUGCAGGAUGUCGUUAUGACUACAAAUCCUGCUCCGGUUGCUGAGCCUGAGAGACCUGGGACGCCGAAGCCCAAGUUUACCCCAUAUCAGAGCGCACUACGUUCCUUCCGUUCAUACAGGUUUCAUCCGUUGUAUGCGUCGAACACCGAGCAGCAGUAUCGCUCGGCCACCUACAGUCACAAGAUCGAUCCAAAGAUCAGAAUGUGCUUAUACGAAACUUCUGGCGGCACGUGUAACGACGACACCUGCGAAUCCCAACACUUCCGCGAUACCAACAUGGACGACAACGAAAUCCUCGCAGACCUGAUCAAGGUAGUCGAAGGCGAAACCGAAGAAGAGCGCAAAGCUUACAAAACAGGACUACACAAGGCUGUGAUGAAGAUUGGGAAGAAGACAGAUAAGAGUGCCGGGGUUAAUGAGAUUGCGGAGACGAUUGCGGAGUAUCGCAAGAAGUGGUUUGAGAAGAAGAAACAGCAGGGGCGGGUUUUGGCGUUGUCGUGAGCGCGGGCUUUCGUGAUGUCCGUUUGACUCUGGCAAGCUGCAAAUGACGCCGUAUCCUUAAUUUUAGCUUUAGUGUAUCAAUACCAUGAUAGCAUCGUUCGCAUGCGGCAUUCCUAGGCAG
Molecule: messenger RNA, 2609 nt
Organism: Saitoella complicata NRRL Y-17804
Lineage: Eukaryota; Fungi; Ascomycota; Saitoellomycetes; Saitoellales; Saitoellaceae
Exons: 3
Coding region: 35-2488 (817 amino acids)
Cellular component (GO): nucleus; exosome (RNase complex)
Source: RefSeq, a predicted model, not a curated record